UCAAUUGCCCAAUCCUAUUGUUUGGGAAAAUCAAAGUUCCUUUUUAGUCUCUUUUCCUCUACUCUCUUUUUUAAAAAAAUCAGUGCUAAACUGAGCGAAGCAGCUGAGAGUCCCUUUGGUGGACAGAAAGAAGCCUUGGACCUGGAGAGCCAAGCAAGGACUGUGCAAGUAAAGUGGCCUUUUCCCUUCCCUGACCAUGGCAUUUUGGUUUUGGCCUCUCUUGGUGUUGCUGAGCACAGAGAGUGCAAGAGCUGAAGAUCCAGGAUUCAAAGCCUGUAGACUUCAAGGGCUCAGUGAAAAGGUACUAGAAGUCCUACCUGGAGGUGGUUGGGACAACUUACGCAAUGUGGAGAUGGGCAAGGUCAUGACCCUCAAUUACUCCCAAUGCCAGACCACUGAAGAUGGUGAGUACCUCAUUCCCAACGAUGUCUUUGUGGUGCCCCUCAAGAAGAGCAUAAUGGAGAUUCACUCUGAAAUUAUUGAAGACUGGCUGUCCUACACUGAUGCAUUUUCCGAAUCCAUCAAUGCUGAGGCUUCCUACCUCACCGUGCUCAAUGGCAGGUUCUCCACUGGUUCCCAAGAAACGAAGACCCACAAUGUCUAUGAUGAGACAGUCACCACAAGAGUGCAAGUACGGCAUCACGUUUACUCUGUGAAAGCUCAACCAUCCCUCACUUUCCACAAGGACUUCCGUCAUCAGCUUGUGAGCAUAGGCAACCAGUUGGAGAACAACCAGAGUCGGAUUGCUGAGUAUAUGGCAGAAAUGCUGGUAUUAAGCUAUGGCACACAUGUCCUCACAGGUGUGGAGGCUGGAGCGUCCCUGAUACAAGAAGAUCAGGUGAAAAAGAAGUUUUUCCUAGACAAUGAUGCUCAGAAAGCAAGCAUCACUGCCUCAGCAUCUGUUACUUUUUUCCACAAAGUCAAUGUGGGAAUUGGGACCUCCAUGGAAGUUCUGAGUAAUAUGACUAAGGAGUAUCUGGCGAAUACAGUAAAUUCCAAAUUGGAAAGCCGGGGCAGCGUGCCCUUCUAUCCUGGCAUCACCCUCCAGAAAUGGCAGGAGAGCAUCCCCAAUAGUUUAGUGGCGAUAGGCAAGUCAGGGCUUCCUCUGCCAUUUUUCAUCACCCCUGAUGCCUUACCUGAAUUGCCGGAGCCUACAGUUUAUCGAGUGGCCACUACAGUGGAAAACGCUAUCCGCCUCUACUAUGCAAUCAACACCCACCCAGGCUGCGUUGAGCCCAGCUCAAAGAAUUUCAACUUCCAGGCCAAUGUGGAUGAUGGCUCGUGCCAAAAUCCCAGCACCAAUUAUACUUUUGGUGGAAUCUUUCAGGAGUGCCACGGGGUUUCAGGACAGGACCCAGAAGAGCUUUGCAAGGCUUACCGUAUCCAGAACCCUUUGACGGGCAACUACUCUUGCCCACAGAACUAUUCGUCUGUCCUGCUGCAUGAAGAGCAACGUACAGCCAACCAGCCAAAGAUGGAGUGUCAUCAGGAGUGCCACACUUGCUGGCUUGUGUUUAAGUGCUGCAAGAAGGUGUGUGGCAUCCGCUACUACCCCAGCACAGUGAAGUUCUUUGCUUAUUGGUGUGCUGCCACAGGUCCAAUAGCUCAGAGCACUGGAUUUCUCUUUGGAGGACUCUACAGUCCCGGGAAUGAGAACCCAGUUACUAGCACCUAUACCUGUCCAGCCUACUUCUUCCCCUUGGUUCUGUUUGAUAAUCUGAAGGUGUGCGUCAGCAAUGACUAUGAGAUGGGCUCCCGCUUUGCGGUGCCUUUUGGUGGCUUCUUCAGCUGCCAGUCUGGCAAUCCUCUGGCAGGCUUACGGAAGGGGCAGAGCCCUGGCAUCCUCCAGGAUUUUUUCUAUCAAGAUUCUCCUACUAAAUACCCCAUGAAAUGUCCAGCUGGGCAUAGUCAACAUAAGGCGUAUUUGAGUGACGGCUGUGAAAUUCUCUAUUGUUUGCAGGCAGGGACACUUUUUGCUCAGCAAUUGGCUCCCAUCAAGCUCCCCCCUUUUCUGCGCACACCGUCCCUAAAUGGCAGCCUUUCUGAAACGAUCCUGGUGAGCACCGAAGGUAGCCAAGCCUGGGUCAAAAUACAGCAGAGUGGGAGCUGGAGGUUGGCCAAUGGCACAGAUGGGAAGGAAAUAGCUCUUCUUUUCCAUGGAAAUGAGAGUUUGAAACUAGCAGGUGGGGCCAUUGCUGGGAUUUGCAUCGCAGUGAUGGCAGUCUUGGUUAUUGUUGUUUUUAUUGUGUUCAGAAUUCGGCGCUACAAGAUGAGAGGCUACCAAGAGCUGAUAAAUGAGCACCUAGUCAAUGAUGGCAGUAACUACAGAACCGCAGAAACACCUCCAGAAUUUAGUGCUGCCUAAAACUUCUUUUCAUCUAUUCUUUGAAGUUUAAUUCCAAUUAUGGGGAGUUGAAUCUGGGAAGCAGGAGAGGCAGAAUAAUAAUGGAGAGCUGCGUAGGAUAGGGGAAGUAAACAUUAACUAUGGGUGUACAUAAAAAAGUUUAGCCUGUCGAUCAGAAAAGGCAGUUCGGUGGUUCAAAUACCUAGAAUAGGUCUCCUGUGUGAGCAGGGGGUUGGACUAGAUGACCUCCAAAGUCCCUUCCAACUUUGUUACUGUUACUGUUUGACCAAAAUGAUGAUAAUCACCUUCCAGGCAAAAUAAUUUGCUUUGAAUUGAGUGAAUACAGGUAAUUAAUAAUUCACUUACCUGAAUACAGGUAAAAUAAGCAAUCUGAGAGAAAUCAGUUGAAAGAUCUAGGCUUUAUCCUGUAUGUCAAAUUACCUCAAUGAAAGGAAAUGAAGUCAGAUGUAACAAUAUAGCUUUUUGUUUGAGCAACUGUAGUUCUGUAUCUGAAAGAGAAUAAGAUUACACUGACAAGACAAGAUAGGAAAGAACUUUAAAGUAAUUUUAGCAGACUGAGACAUGAUUUAGAGCAAGAACAGCUCUUUCUGUAAUGUACUGAGAAUUCAUUUAUAUGUAAGGGGAUUUAUUUUACUUUUAUUGCACCUUGACAACCCUCACUUGAUACAUUUUUAAAAAGCAGACGAGCAACAAUACCAAGUAGAAGUAAGCUUCCUUUGGCAGUUGCUCAAAAUUCUUUGUCAGUCUAAUAAAUUUUGUUGUUUAGAAAAAAGACUUUGACCACUUAGGUGAUGAUUUUUCAUCACUUCCUUAUGAAAUUAGCCCUAAUUGGUAAGAUUGAAAUAACUGCUUUAAUUCCUGGAAACGUAUAUGGGUUUAUCAACAUAUUAAAGUAU
This is a messenger RNA of Ahaetulla prasina, 3261 nucleotides long. Its product is annotated as macrophage-expressed gene 1 protein-like. The coding region runs from base 197 to 2365 and encodes 722 amino acids. The transcript has 2 exons. The record is from RefSeq and is a predicted model, not a curated record. Lineage: Eukaryota; Metazoa; Chordata; Lepidosauria; Squamata; Colubridae.